GUGCAAAAAAACCCGGACUCCCGUGCAAAAAUAAAUUUAAUGGCAGUGGAGACAAAGCAGUUCUGCCGGGAGUGCAAUAAUAUGCUGUACCCAAAGGAAGAUAAACUUGAGAAGAUGCUCUACCUAGCAUGCAAGAACUGUGAGCACUUUGAAGAGUCAGUUACCCCUACUGUAUACACCGUAGAAUACAAAAAGACCUCAAGGGAAAUUGAGUCUGGCAUAGGGAAGGAAAUAGCAGAAGACCCAACCCUCAAAAGAAUCCACAGAAAGUGCAGCAGAUGCAACUGCACAACCCAUGCAAUCUUCCAAAAAAAAGAUGAAAGAGGUGAUGAACCCCUCUCUGUAAAUUACGUCUGCUGCAAGUGCUUUAAGAUGUCGAACAGUUUGGAUGCACUGAUUAAUGAAUGA
This is a messenger RNA of Nematocida ausubeli, 408 nucleotides long. RefSeq lists its product as uncharacterized. Gene Ontology annotation, biological process: transcription initiation at RNA polymerase II promoter; DNA-templated transcription; maintenance of transcriptional fidelity during transcription elongation by RNA polymerase II. Gene Ontology annotation, molecular function: DNA-directed RNA polymerase activity. The transcript has a single exon. The annotation marks the transcript as partial. The record is from RefSeq and is a predicted model, not a curated record. Gene Ontology annotation, cellular component: RNA polymerase II, core complex. NCBI's taxonomy places the organism in Eukaryota, Fungi, Microsporidia.